UUUGUUGUCAGAAACGUCAGAAAACCAACACUAUCUAAAUUUAAAGCGUAGUUUGUCGUACAAUCAACAUGCACGGACGCCCAGCUGCUGUUAUUUCGUAUAAUUAGUAAAUUGGAUUUCGUGCGACAUAUAGACAGACUGCAAUUUUUGAUUUUGGCAAACAAAUCAAAACGCAACCAAAGGAACAGUGGCUAUUUUCACACACCACGUAACAUGUGCACACCAAUGCGUGCGUGCGUGUGAGUGAGUGUCAAAAAAAAAAUGACAGCAGAGACCAAAGCAACAAACCCAGAAGAAACUCAAACAACCUAGUACAUAGUAUAGGCAGCCAGCUGUGCGAGGUCGUGGGCCCCCUCCCGAAAAAAUCAACAAAAUUUGAUAAAUUUUACUGUUUUCUCCCGUUGGCCGAGAUCAGGAUACCCAACCGAAAUCGUUACCAAAUUGUUAACUUGCAACCACUUUUCGAUUUCAUCGAGCGUGUUAUGAACAUACUAAAACCAUCCAAGCUCAAGUGCAUCGUCUUAAACCAACUGCGUCACACUUGGACGUUUCUAUUGUUCGUGGUUGAUCUGCUGCAGUGUAUUAUCCGAGCGCCACAGCCCACCAAUAACCAAGAGCCACUGAAUAUUUUCAACAAUAACAACAACAACGACCUGAUCAUGGACCAGGACCUGCCGGAGGAGGGUUUGGGCCAACCGGGGGAUCAGCCCCCACAGCCACAGCAACCGCAGCCGCAGCAGGAACAGCAGAAUAUGCAGGUGGAAGGACAGGAGAUAGUUCCGUUUGAUCCCAGGGACUUUGUGGCCAGAAUACAUGCUAUUGCAGGCGCAGCGGAACCGAUGGACGCUGCCAGCGACAUUGACGAGGAGGAGGAAGAAGAUGACGAGGAUGUGGAUGUGGACUAUGGCGACACCGACUCAGAUUCCGAGUUUGAGGAGAUGUACUCGGACGAGUCCACCAGCAGUGAUGAACUGGAGGAGCAGAAGCAGAUCUCCAAACAGCUUGACGUCUUCCUCGGUCAGCAUCCGUCAGAGUCGCAAGGACAGCUCCUGGUGAAGCCCCAAUACGCCUUCCAACCGCUGCGCCUGGUCAAGUGCCAGUUCAGAAACAAGCACUUCCCCGGGGGAUUCCCGCUGGCGCGCAGUGGCCACCGUAUAAUUGCCUCCAGCUCGCAUCUGUAUUCGCUGGGUGGCUAUAAUCCGCGCAGUGCCCUGGUUGCCUCUCGCCGCGGACGCUGCCUGCUCUUCCAGGAGCUAUGGAGCUUCAACUUUGCCACCAGCACCUGGAAGCUAGAGCUGAAUGCGGACAAUGCCAGCAACAUGCCCGUGGAGCUGGCCUCCAAUGCGUUGACCAUUCACAAUAAUGUGCUGAUUUCUCAUGGCGGCACUGGCUAUCCCUUUGGGGAAUCCUGUUCCAACGACUGCUAUGUCUACCGCACGAAUAGUGGUGGCUCGAAGGCUGGUGUGGAACGUCUGAAGGUCACCGGCGAUCUGCCCACGGCCCAGUACGGUCCGGGAAUUGUGAUCCAUAAGCACUACCUGUACACGAUUGGCGGUACCACAGGAUUCGACUAUACAUGUGAUGUCUACCGCUUGGAUUUGCGCACCCGCAUAUGGGAGAAUGUGUAUAUUAGCCGUCCGGAAAUGCGCGACGAUCCGGAUGGUCGCUACCGCCACGAGGUCGUCUAUGAUGGCAAGCACAUCUAUGUGCUGGGCGGUGGUACUUCCCAUUCGGUCUACGACCUGCAGCGCAUUCCCGCUUACAAUCUGGAGGCGAAUUGUUGGGAUUACUUUGACACACAACCGGAUCGCAGUGCUUUCGAUAUGGAUGACGGGAACCGAGGCUAUCCGAGGCCACGAAAGUGCUUCUCCUGUGUUCAGCACGAGUCCUCCAAUGGAGACAUCGAGGCCUUCAUCACAGGCGGCUUACAGGGCGAUUUCUCCACAUAUUUCUCGGACAUCUGGAAGCUGAAUCUGCGCACUAAGCAAUGGUUCCGCAUCAUAACCGCCAGCUUGCCUCGCCCACUCUACUUCCAUUCGGCAGCUCACUCGGACAACGGGUGCAUGUAUGUGUUCGGUGGUAUCGAGUACAAUGACAAGGAGAUGCGCCGCCGCAACGACCUCUACAAGAUGUGGAUGACGGUGCCCAAACUAAGCGAGAUGUGCUGGGAUGCCAUUACCUAUUAUAACGACAAUCUCGACACGUAUGAUAGGAAGGCUCUCGUCGGAUACGGAAUACCCAAGCGUUUCGUGGACCGUCUGCCGCCCCACAGACGGCGUCGUUUGAACAGAUCCGGGACCGUAAUCCAGGAUCCAUCGAUGAUGAUUUCGCUUUAUUCCAAUCCAAAACGUGCCCGCUCCACAACGCAGUAGGCCUGUCCCACCCGGCACCCCAUCCGAUCCCCAGAUGACCCGAUAAUAAAGCGAAUCCGUGGCGGGGAGCGGUGCUUCCUCACCCCGAAUCAGUUUUGAGUUACAGAACUUUACGUUACUAUUGUUUAAAAGUUUUGUUUCACAUGAGCGCGCGCUGUGAUUGAAUACGAAGGACAUUUAUAGUUAUACACAUAUGUAUUUUGAUAUUUCGUAGACUCUCGAAUACUUAUGUAUUUUGAUAUUUGAAAGACUAGCGAAUACCCCGAGUACAUAGACACGGAGCAGACCGAGAAAGAAGGAGCAGACAUGUUUAGCAUGUAAAUAUGAUUGUAAUUAAGUUUAGCUAGCGGAACAACAGCCACAAACAGGCCAUAUGUACGUAUGUAUUCUAAACUUCAGCUAUCAGAUCAGCCAGCGCACCCUACACACACCUCCUUCCAGCUAUAAUACCACCAUCCCCCGUUAAAGCCUAACUUUAAUACUCGAAAUAAAACACGGCUAUGAAACAGUUCACCUUUCUUCAAUAUACCCAGCACCUCACGCACCCACCCACCCACUACCAAUUACCCACUCCUCAUUCAGACGAACCAAUAUAGAAGGCUACACCAAACAAUGUCAUAUAGAGGUAUAUGUAUUUUUGUCAAGUGUACAUAUUACUUAGCGGUAGUAAUAUUUAAUUAUCAUAAGACUCUCCAUCUUAAAUGCGAUAUCAUGUACCAAUGCAGUGCGUACGGUACUGCCGGAUUAUAUUACCCAAGACUAAAUUUGGUUGAAUCUAAGUUAAUAAAUAAAUUUUUAAUGCAAAA
Molecule: messenger RNA, 3178 nt
Organism: Drosophila bipectinata
Lineage: Eukaryota; Metazoa; Arthropoda; Insecta; Diptera; Drosophilidae
Gene: slim
Product: scruin like at the midline
Biological process (GO): positive regulation of stress-activated MAPK cascade
Molecular function (GO): protein binding
Source: RefSeq, a predicted model, not a curated record